Molecule: messenger RNA, 1213 nt
Organism: Cercocebus atys (sooty mangabey)
Lineage: Eukaryota; Metazoa; Chordata; Mammalia; Primates; Cercopithecidae
Gene: METTL27
Product: Williams Beuren syndrome chromosome region 27
Source: RefSeq, a predicted model, not a curated record
AUGGCCCAGGAGGAGGGUGGGAGCCUGCCCGAGGUGCGGGCGCGGGUCGGGGCCGCGCAUGGCAUCCCCGAACUGGCCCCAAAGCUCCACUUCUAUGACCGGACUCCUCACUACGACCAGGAUGUGGCCACCCUGCAGUACCAUGCCCCCCGCCUCGCAGGCCUCACACAAACCCUUCCAGGCCUGCCCCACAGUGCCCUGAUCCUGGACGUGGCCUGCGGCACAGGCCUAGUGGCUGAGCUGCGGGCUCGAGGCUUCCUCCAGCUACAUGGGGUGAAUGGGAGCCUAGGGAUGCUGGAACAGGCUGGGGCCCGCGGCCUCUAUCAGCACCUCAGCCUCUGCACCCUGGGCCAGGAGCCUCUGCCUGGCCCUGAAGGGACCUUCGACAUGGUACUGAUAGUUGGCGCCCCCAGUGAUGGCCAGGUGCCCUGCAAUGCGAUACCUGAGCUCCUAUGUGUCACCAAGCCAGGUGAGGAGCAGCCCAGCCAAGCACCCCCAAUCCCCAUCACCAUACACCUUCCCCUCUGCACAGCACAGACACAGGCCCCAGAGUCCCUCAGGCUAAGCGAGGGGCAGCGUUCUGCCCAUCGCCACAUACAGCCUAGCCUAACAUCCCAGCCACCAACGGCAGACCCACGCAAACAGGCGGGGCAGACAGGUGGCCAGCUUGGCUCUUAUCCAUGGGCAACCAGGAGCAACUCCACCCUCCCCUGCAGCCUCCAUUUCCUAGCCCAGGAGCCAGGUGGUAUAAAUGCUACAAUCCCGUCCCCAUAGGACUAAAGUGAGAAUCAGGUGAAAUCCUGUCUCUAAAGCUUUUGCUUUGGUCCCGGCCACAGCGAGGGCUCAGUUCUGUUCCCUCCUCUGCCUGCUUCCUCACUCAUUCGUGGACUGCCUUCGGGGCGUCUCUUUCUCUUUCCUGGUCUGUUUCCUCAUCUGGGAAAUAGGGCUGCUUAGGGGAGAUGAGAGCUGUGAGCAUUGUUUGUAAACUCCACACAUCGUGCUAUCCAGGCAGGUGUAUCUCCCGUCUCCUGCUGUGUUCUUGCUCGGGGCUUUUCUCUGCUCUAGGCAGAGGGCUCAGACCCUGCCCUCUGGGCCUUGAUCUCCAACCCACUGGGGCCCAGCAAGGGGCCAGAGAGCACAGGGUCUGGUCAGAGGUGGCCCCACCAGAGCCGUGAGUGCUCAUUGCCCCCAGAAUUUAUUUACUUAUUUAUUU